Molecule: messenger RNA, 340 nt
Organism: Manis javanica (Malayan pangolin)
Lineage: Eukaryota; Metazoa; Chordata; Mammalia; Pholidota; Manidae
Source: RefSeq, a predicted model, not a curated record
UGCAGAAGGUCUGGGCAUCUCCGGCACCCAAAGCCACGCAGCAGAGCCGCAGAGAGGAGCCAGCACCCCGUCGGAAAAGCUGUUCCGCUGCUCAAUGCUAGAUUUCUCAUUUGACUGCUCUGAGGAGUUCGAUAUUAACGCUUUUGAGGACAUCAUUGCUUUGUAUGAAAGCAAGAAGAAAAGUAAAGGUAUCAAACAAAAGCAGAUCAUUCCGAAGAAUCUGCUGGACUCCAAGUCCCUGAAGCUGAUCAUCAGCAUGACCCUGCACGACCGGACCACCAAGUCCCUGCUACACCUGCACAAGAAGAAGAAGCCGCCGAGCAUCAGCGCCCAGUUCCAG